CGGUUCUUGAUAGUAUCGCUGCUCAAUCGCGAAUCAAGGCAGGCUCCAUGGCCAAGCCCAUCGAUUUCUGCCAAUUCGGCGUUCGUGGCACGCCGAGCGUAUCGUUCAACACAACCAAGAAGAAGCUCUGCGCCUGCGGCGAGGCGAUAUACCACCAGACACCACAGGAUAUUGACGUAAACUCGAUCGAAACCAUCAACACUAUAUCUUCAACCAUAACCCUGCCAGCCCUGAUAGAUGCCCAUCUUGAGGAGCAAGAUAUACAGCGCCAUAAGACCGACUUCUCGAGAUGCUCAACAUGCGGUAGCCAGCUGCCUCUGAGACAAAAGAUCAUACUACUCGAUCGUCCGCCACACAUACUCUGUCUCGGUCUCCCUACCAGCGUAAAUCUCUCACAUGUAAUCCUGUUACGACCCCGCAUUACUUACUUGUCCUUGCUUCCACACCGUCGUACUAUAUAAAUGUACCCCGCGGCCUUUAUCUCUUUGCUUCAACAUUUAUGGGAGAUUCGUAAUAAUAGUUUCUCGCUCCUCGAGUACG
Aureobasidium pullulans EXF-150 is the source of this 540-nucleotide messenger RNA. RefSeq lists its product as uncharacterized. The coding region runs from base 48 to 461 and encodes 137 amino acids. The transcript has a single exon. NCBI's taxonomy places the organism in Eukaryota, Fungi, Ascomycota, Dothideomycetes, Dothideales, Saccotheciaceae. The record is from RefSeq and is a predicted model, not a curated record.